GUCUGAAUAUCCACAUGGACACAGGGCCCAGGACACAGGGCCCAGGCUGCGUCGCUGUCCCGCGGUUCGACUUGCAAAGGUUGCAUGGAUAACAACAUGGCUUCAACGUUAUAUCAGAUUUUGUUAUCUGAAUAGCCAAUCACAAGUAAGUCAUGAGGCGAAAGCCGUCGAGAAGGCCCAUGCCGAAACCCUGGCAGUUUCUUUCAUGCGCCGGGCGAGCGAGUAAGGAUACCGUUAAAUGACAUAUGUUGAUAUUUGGUCGCAAGAAUGAAGGUCGAGAAUUGACGCGGAUUUGCCCAGCGUAUAGCGCAGUCUGAGAGUUGUUCCCUUACAGAAAGACGGACCGCAUAACAAAUGGGCGGCCCUAGCGGCCAAAAGAAUAAGUCGCACAAGGCCGGCCGGCGCGCCGGCCCCAGCGCGCGUGAAAAUGCCCGUCGCGGCAAGGAGGUGGGGUCGGGGGCGCGGCCCAACCCCAAGGCCUCUGCCCACGAUGGCAAGCUGCAGCGGCACCUAGCUGCCAAGCAGAACAGAGACGCCAAGCGGCAGGAGCUGUUGGAGCGAAAGCGGCGUGUGGCGGCGCCCGUGGUGGUGGCGGUGCUACCGCUGUCGGAGGCCGUGGACGUGGCGCGCUUCUGGAACGGCCUGCGCCACGCCUGCGAGCACGGCAGUAGCAGCAGCAGCACUGGCGCCGGCGCCAGCAGUAGCAGCGCCAACGAGAUGGAGAUGGAGCUGCUCGCCUCGGCGGCGCCGCUGGCGCCUGUGACCGUGCACGUGGCCGCCAAGGGCCGCGUGCGGCUGACGCUACUGCCGCCGCCGGUGUCGCGUGCCGACCCGCUGGCUGUAGCAGACCUGGGCCGCUGCGCCGAAAUGCUGCUGCUGCUGCUGCCGGGCGCCGAGGGCGCCACCGGCGUGGACGCGGCCGGCGCCGCCGCCAUGGCAGUGCUCCGGGCCAUGGGCAUGCCGGCGGUGGUGCCGUGCGUGGUGGGCGCCGCCGGAGGCGGCGGCUGCGGCGGCGGCUCCGCCGCCGCCGGCUCCGCCGCCAUGAAAGACCGCAGCGCCGCCAAGAAGCGCGCGGAGAAGGCGCUGCAGCCGCACCUGGCGGGCGAGAACCGGCUGCAUCACGCCGACACGCCCACCGACCUGGCGGCGCUGGCGCGCCACCUGGCCGAGCACCCGCCCACGGCGCCGCCGCUGUGGCGGCAGCAGCGCCCCGGCGUCUUGGUGGAGCGGCUCGAGUUCGAGGCGGCGGCGGCGGACGCCGCCGCCGGCCCGGGGCCGUCGUCGGCUGCUGCUGCCGCCGCCGCUGCCGCCGCUGCGGCCGGUGGCGGCGGCAAGGGCACACUGGUGGUGUAUGGGUACGUGCGGUCAGCAGGCCUGAGCGCCAACCAGUUGGUGACUGUGCCGGGGGCGGGAGACUUCCGGAUCCUGUCGAUCCACGGGCCGCCGGAUCCGAACGCGACGCCGGCGGGCCGGGCGGUGCCGGCGCACGUGGCGGAGAAGGCGAUGGAGGUGGAGGCGGCGGCGGGCGGCGGCGGCGCGGGCGGCGGCGGCGCGGGGCCGGUGGUGGCGGCGCCCAACCCGGAGGAGGCGGACCAGCUGGUGCGUGAGAACGUGCCGGCCCCCGGCGAGGAGGAGCAGACGUGGCCCACGGAGGAGGACAUGGAGGCGGCGGCGGCGGAGCGGAGGACGCGCAAGCGCCGCGUGCCGGAGGGCACGUCGGAGUACCAGGCGGCCUGGAUCAUGGAUGACGUGGACUACGGCACCGAUGAGGAGGAGGACGAGGAGGAGGACGAGGAGGACCCGUACGGCAUGAUGGAGGGCGGCGAGGGGGCGGCGGCGGGCGGCAGCGGCAAGGGGCGGGGGCGGGGGGCGGCCGCCAUGGAGGAUGACGGCGACGAGGCGCCCGAGCUGGAGCCCAUUGCGGACGACGAUGACGCAGCCACGGACGCGGGAGACGCCGCCAUGCUGAUGGAUGAGGACGACGAGGAGGGCGGCGGCGCCGGCGGCGGCUACGCGGCGGCGCUGGCGGCGGCGCGGGCCGCCAAGGCGGCGGCGCGGCGCGGUGCGGAGGGCGAGGCGGACCAGCUGGAGUUCCCGGACGAGGUGGAUGUGCCGCUGGAGACGCCGGCGCGUGUGCGCUUCCAGAAGUACAGGGGCCUCAAGUCCAUGCGCACAAGCCCCUGGGACCCCAAGGAAUCCCUGCCGCCCGACUACGCGCGCGUGUUUGCGUUUGAGAACUUCAAGCGCGCACACAAGCGCGCUAAGGAAGCGGCGGCACGCGCCACCGACGACACCGACCCCUGCGCCGUGUCGCCAGGCACCUACGUGGCCAUCCGUAUCGCGGACGUGCCGGCGGUGGCGGCGGAGCGGUUGGCGGCGCACGUGGCGGCGGCGGCGGCGGGCGGCGCCGUGCCGCUGACGGUGUUUGGGCUCAUGCAGCACGAGGCCAAGAUGAGCGUGGUCAACUUCGCCUUCCGCAAGGCCACCGGCUACUCGGCGCCGCUGGCCAACAAGGAGCAGCUGCUGCUGGUGACUGGGCUGCGCACCUUCACGGCGCGGCCGGUGCUGUCCACCGACGACCCCGGCGCGGACAAGCACCGCAUGGAGAAGUUCCUGCACCCGGGUCAGCACGUGGUGGGCUCGGUGUAUGCGCCCAUCAUGUACCCGCCCCUGCCCCUGCUUGCCUUCAAGCUGCCUGAGGGGGCGGCGGCGGCGGACGGCAGUGGUGCGCAGCUGGCGGCGGUGGGGGCGCUGCGCGGCUGCGACCCGGACCGAGUCAACCUCAAGCGCAUCAUGCUCACAGGCACGCCUGUGCGCGUGAGCCGGCGCCGGGCCACGGUGCGCUUCAUGUUCCACAACCCGGAGGACGUGCGCUGGUUCAAACCCGUGGAGCUGUCCACCAAGUACGGGCGGCGCGGCCGCAUCCAGGAGCCGCUGGGCACCCACGGCGCCAUGAAGUGCCUGUUCGACUCGCCACUGCAGCAGCGCGACACCGUGUGCAUGCCGCUCUACAAGCGCGUAUUCCCCAAGUGGCCCGCGGACCUCACCUUUGCGGAGCGGUAGCGGCAGCGCUGGCGGGCGUGGAGCAGUGGUGGUGGCGGCGGAGGUGGUGGUGGCGGUAUUGGUGUGGCGUGUGAGGAUGCAGGGUGUGUGCGGUGCGGCGUACUGUACGGCGGGGAGCGGUGUGCUGCCCUGCUGCGGUGCUAGUGGUGGUGGCUGAGGUUUUGUCAGUGCAGGAAGGCCAGUGCAGACUGUGCAGGUCAGCAGACAGAAUGCAGGAGGACCGAGUUGCCGCAUGGAUGAAUUGUGAGGCGGGGAGGAAGGUCGCUCCGACGGCAAGCAAACAGCUCCCCAGGCCCCAGACAGCGAUGGGGUGCAGGUACCAGACUACCGCGAGGAAUGCUCGGCGCGUCGUGAGGCCGUUGACACCACGGGAGGAACAGCUCCGGUGUGCAGCAGGGUGUGCAGGUUUGUAAUCGUGCGGCUCU
Molecule: messenger RNA, 3488 nt
Organism: Chlamydomonas reinhardtii
Lineage: Eukaryota; Viridiplantae; Chlorophyta; Chlorophyceae; Chlamydomonadales; Chlamydomonadaceae
Exons: 13
Coding region: 355-3063 (902 amino acids)
Biological process (GO): maturation of SSU-rRNA from tricistronic rRNA transcript (SSU-rRNA, 5.8S rRNA, LSU-rRNA); ribosome biogenesis; endonucleolytic cleavage of tricistronic rRNA transcript (SSU-rRNA, 5.8S rRNA, LSU-rRNA)
Cellular component (GO): preribosome, small subunit precursor; nucleus
Molecular function (GO): GTPase activity; GTP binding; U3 snoRNA binding
Source: RefSeq, a predicted model, not a curated record